AUGUCGCGCUACAUUCUCCCGGUCGUCGCAGCCGCCGGUCUGGCCCUCGCCAAGACAGAUAUCGACGGCUGCACCUCAUUCACCUCCACGGUCACCGUCCGCACCGAGAUCGGCUACGGCAACACGUAUGAGACGGUCAUCUGGUACGUCCCGGACACCCUCGAGAUCUGCCGAGGCGUCGACUGCGGCGGCGGUCGUGCCCCGCCCCGUAAGGUUCCCGGGUGCCCCAUGUACUCCGGCACGGAAACCGUAACAGCGAGCUUUCUGUCCACAGAUCCGGCCGCCCCGGUAAGCACAGUGGUCACCGUUACACCUACGAAGACUAGCACCGUUGCGCUUGUGACGGUGACAUCGACUGAGAGCGGGGCAACGGAAGCGGGCGCUUCGGAGACGGGCUCGAGCCCAUCGGCAUCUGGCGGCAGCGUCGAAGCUACCACCGUUCCUACGACAAGCGUAUCGGUAGCGACGGAGACUACGGGCGGAAGUGCUACUGGCACCGGAAGCAGCGCGGCAGCCUCGGGGACGGAGACACCGGCGGGAGCGGGGCCGACGGCAAGGGCUGGCGUAGCCGCUGCGCUGGGUGUUGCCGCUGCUGUUGCGCUUCUUUGA
Messenger RNA from Colletotrichum chrysophilum, 609 nucleotides. RefSeq lists its product as uncharacterized. The transcript has a single exon. NCBI's taxonomy places the organism in Eukaryota, Fungi, Ascomycota, Sordariomycetes, Glomerellales, Glomerellaceae. The record is from RefSeq and is a predicted model, not a curated record. The coding region runs from base 1 to 609 and encodes 202 amino acids.